Molecule: messenger RNA, 525 nt
Organism: Penicillium argentinense
Lineage: Eukaryota; Fungi; Ascomycota; Eurotiomycetes; Eurotiales; Aspergillaceae
Exons: 4
Coding region: 1-525 (174 amino acids)
Source: RefSeq, a predicted model, not a curated record
AUGUCCGGUAUCUGCUUAUCGACAGAAAGCUGGGGACAAAAGGCUGAGGUUAACCCCUUCACGACCAACAAUGCGCCCGCAGGCGAGUACGAGAAGGUGACCACCGGGACUCUUGCUGUGCUCGGUGUUGGUCCCGUGUUCGUCGUCCUCUUCUACCUGAAAACCGGGAGUACCCUCAAAAACUACCUCAUCAGGACCGUGAUCAUGGUCAGCUUUACGACGGAGAGGAUGAAGAACAUCCCGGGCAACACCCAGAAGGAGGAUGGACAACUUAAAGAUCACCACGAUCGACGUCGACAUCAAGAAUCUCUGCGUGGAGGCGACUAUGGUGUCUGGGGAUCCGAGGACACCGAGGCCAUCUUUGGCCAGAUCUCCUCCACUAACUUCGUCCGCGCCAUUCCCCCUCUACUGAACUCCUCCCUACCUUUCGACCAACUCCGCACUGCCAUCAACCGCAUGUCGGGAAAUGCCUUUAAUUACACAUGGCCUAGACUGAUAUGGAGCCUCAAACCGAAUUACAUGUGA